Messenger RNA from Perognathus longimembris pacificus (Pacific pocket mouse), 678 nucleotides. RefSeq names its product serine protease 51 (gene Prss51). The coding region runs from base 13 to 678 and encodes 221 amino acids. Gene Ontology annotation, biological process: proteolysis. Lineage: Eukaryota; Metazoa; Chordata; Mammalia; Rodentia; Heteromyidae. The transcript is spliced from 3 exons. Gene Ontology annotation, molecular function: serine-type endopeptidase activity. The record is from RefSeq and is a predicted model, not a curated record.
GUCACCGUGGUCAUGGGAGUGAAGACCUUCAGUGACGUCCGCUUGGAGAGGAAACGGGUGCAGAAGAUCGUCGUCCACAAAGAUUACAGCCCGCCCCACCUGGACAGCGACCUCUGCCUGCUGCUGCUGGCCACCCCCGUGCACUUCACCCACUUCAAGAUGCCCGUCUGCCUGCCGGGGAAAGAGAGCAGCUGGGACCGGUGCUGGAUGGCCGAGUGGGUGCCGGCUCGUGGGUAUGGCCCAAACAACAACUUCAACAUGCACCUGAAGAAGCUGCGGGUGGUUCAGCUCCGCAGGCGGGAAUGCGCCAAGAGGGUGGGCCAGCUCUCGGGGCGUACGCUCUGCGCGUGGCAGGAGCUCCACACGAAAGGCGUCUGCCAGGGAGACAGCGGGGCCCCCAUGGUCUGUGCUAAGUGGGGGACGCAGAGGCUCUACCAAGUGGGGGUCUUCAGUUGGGGCCUGGACUCUGGCUCCAGAGGGAGGCCUGGUCUGUUUGUAUCUGUGGCCCAGUUCAUCCCGUGGAUCCAGGAAGAGACGCAGAAGGAGGGGAGAGCUUUUGCCCUGUCGGGGGCCCCGAGAAGCCGCCGGGGCCCCGUUCCGCAGCGCACCCGCUUGCUGGGCGUGGGGUCGCAGAUGCUGCUCGUGUCCAUGUGGACCAGCGAGAAAUUAUAUGGCUAA